CGUGCAAAAUAUUGGCGGAUUUUUGUUAGGUAAUAUCGCGAUAUUUAAUGAAUAUCGUAAAUUAAAAACGAUGUCUAAACGUAACAGUGCUGGAGCAGCUAAUACUCUUUUUAAUUAUUUUACCAAAACACCACCAGCUAACAAGAAAUUCAAGGCGAACGAUGAUGCCGGCGGCAGUCCCAAGUUAGAUUCCUCUGUAAACAAAGAAAAAGAUAAAAAAGUGGAAAAGAAAAAGCGCGAAAGGCAGCCAACCCCUUCGCCAGAGGUGAACAAUCAUGACAGUGAUGAGGAGGUGCCGAUUGCCUCAAAGAGGAGGAAGAGGAUCAGGCUCAACCCCAUGGAUUCUGAUGACUCGGAUGUUGAGAAUAAAGCAGACAACAAAGUUGAGGAGAAAGAGAAAAUCUCUUUGGAGAAGAAGCUACAGGAUAGCUUCAAAUAUGAGCCCAACCAAUCCCCAAAGGCUAGUAAGGCCAAGGCCAAGACACCCAGCAGUAAAGGACCAGCAGCAACUCCAUCCAAAUCUGAGGUGCAAGAGGAAGCCACAUUGGACGAAGGCAACUGGACCCACUGUAAGCUGGAAUGGCUGAAGCCAGAGAAGAUCAGGGACGCAAAGAAGCGGAGACCGGACCAUCCCGAUUAUGACCCCAGCACAUUGUUCGUGCCACCCGAUUUUAUGAAUGAACAGACUCCUGCCCACCGCCAGUGGUGGGAAAUGAAGUCUUCCCACUUUGACUGUGUGCUGUUCUUCAAAGUGGGCAAGUUUUACGAGUUGUACCACAUGGAUGCAGCUGUUGGGGUUAAUGAACUAGGAUUCUCUUAUAUGAAGGGAGCAUUUGCCCAUUCCGGGUUCCCAGAAAGCGCGUAUUCCCGCAUGGCUUCCACACUCGUGUCCAAAGGAUUCAAGGUGGCGAGGGUGGAGCAGACCGAAACGCCGGAUAUGAUGCAAGAUAGGUGUAAGAAGAUGGGUCACAGCACAAAAUGGGACAAGGUGGUGCGGCGCGAGAUAUGCCAGGUGGCAGUGAGGGGAGCUCAAGUCUGCGGCCUGCAGGACGCCGGCCCGGCCGACGCGGGCGCUUCGUACAUGAUGGCUAUUGCGGAAGAGGAAGGCUCGAGUUGCAGCCAGUUCGGCGUGUGUUUCCUGGACACUUCCAUCGGCAUCUUCCACCUGGGCCAGUUCCAAGACGACAAGCACUCCUCGCGACUGCUCACCACACUGGCUCACUACCCGCCUGUUCUGGUAAUAUACGACCGUAAGAGCACAACGCCUCGCGUGAGCAAACUGCUCAGCACACACUGUCAUAGCGCGAGACGCGAACCUCAAUCCCUAUGGCCGCCUGAAAAGACCCUUAAAAUACUUGCUGAGAAGUAUUACAAGACCAACGCCGAUGGUGACUGGCCGGAGGGAAUCAAACCCUAUUUGCAUGAAGCGCUAAGACUCAAGAUACUCGCUGAGAAGUAUUACAAGACCAACGCCGAUGGUGACUGGCCGGAGGGAAUCAAACCCUAUUUGCAUGAAGGUAAGGGUCUAUUUAGUAUGCACUGUCAUACCGCGGGACGCGAGCCUCAAGACUCAAGAUACUUGCUGAGAAGUAUUACAAGACCAAUGCUGACGGCGACUGGCCGGAGUGCGGGACUCAAGCCUCAAUUCCUCUGGCCUCCUGAGAAGACUCUCAAGAUAUUCGCUGAGAAGUACUCCAAGACUAAUGUUGAUGGUGACUGGCCGGAGGGAAUCAAACCUUAUUUGCAUGAAGGCGACGCCUUAGGCCUCACUCCGGCUGCCCACUGCUCGCUAGCAAUCAAAGCAUUAGGCGGCUGCGUCUCAUACCUCACAGACUGUCUGCUAGACAUACAAAUACUGGGUAUGUCCCAGUUCGAAACCUACGCGCCGCCUGACGUGCUAAACAAAACCUUAUCGCAAGAGGAGAAAGCCGAAAAUCGAUGGGAAGGCGGCAACACGAUGGUUUUGGACGCGAUCACGCUAAGGAAUCUGAGGAUAGUGCAGGACGAUGGGUGUUUGUACGAGAAAUUGAACUUCUGUUCCACGGCUAUGGGGAAAAGAUGGUUAUACCAGUGGGUGUGUGCGCCAAGCUGUAGCCUGGCCGUGAUCAAAGAGCGGCAGAAGGCCGUCAAGUGUCUGUUCGAGAGCCAAGAGCUGUGCCAAGAGGCCAAGAACAUCUUGACCACUCUGCCAGACCUGGAGAGGCUUUUGGCCAAAGUCCACGCCCUAGGCAACUUGAAACGUUCAAAACACCAUCCUGACGCUCGCGCCAUCUUCUACGAAGAGAAGACCUACUCCAAACGGAAGGUUCUGGACUUCAUAUCGGUGCUGAACGGGUUCACUGCUGCGCUGAAAUUGAUUGAGUUGUUCGAAGAUGUGGAAUCGGGACUGUUGAAGAGAAUCACACAGUUCAGUCCGAGUGGACAGUUCCCGGAUUAUAGGGAUACUUUGAAGUUCUUCAAGGAAGCCUUCAACCAAAAGGAAGCGGAGAAAGAAGGCCGCAUUCUGCCCGGCGAAGGAGUGGAUCAAGAGUACGACAACACGCUGCGGCUCAUCGGCGACAUCGAGAAGGAACUCAAGGAGUAUCUCAGUGAGCAGGAGAAAUAUUUUAAGUGCCGACUCUCCUACGUGGGGUCAGACAAGAAGCGGUAUCAAAUCGAAGUCCCGCAGGGUGCCGCAAGCCGUGCCGGCGGCGACUACCAGUUGGAAGGCACGAGGAAAGGGUACAAAAGGUUCUCCACUGCUGAGACUAAGGAUUUGCUUGCCCGCAUGAUAGCAGCCGAAGACCAGAAGACCACAGUACUAAAGGACCUUAGCCGCAGAAUAUUCGAGAAGUUCUCCUCGACGUACGACCAAUGGGAGUCGGCCGUCAAGUGCAUAUCUACAUUAGACAUACUACUAUCAUUUACGGAGUUCGCUCGCCAACAGAGCGGCGAUAUAUGCCUGCCUGAAGUCACCUUUGAUAGUAAUCAAAAGCCGUACAUAAACAUAACAGAAGGACGCCACCCGUGCAUACCAAUCGUGAACGAUUUCAUACCGAACGACACCAAGCUUGGAGUGGAAGGCGCUAGCCUGCUGCUGCUUACCGGGCCUAACAUGGGAGGAAAGUCAACCCUGAUGAGGCAGGUCGGCUUGCUGACCGUUCUUGCACAUUUGGGUAGCUACGUGCCUGCGCAAGAGUGCCGCUUGAGCUUAGUAGACCGCAUCUUCACUCGGCUGGGCGCGUCCGACGACAUACUGUCGGGCCAGUCCACCUUCCUUGUGGAGAUGAACGAGACAGCCGCCAUUGUUAAACACGCCACUACACAUUCGUUGGUGCUACUUGAUGAACUGGGGCGUGGCACAUCGACAUACGACGGCACGGCGAUAGCUUCGGGCGUGUGUGCAGAAUUAGCGCGGCGCGGGCCUCGCACCCUGUUCUCGACGCACUACCACUCGUUGGUACAGCACUUCGCGGCAGACCCUGGCGUUUUGUUGGGCCAUAUGGCCUGCAUGGUCGAAACGGACGAGUCAACAGCCGACAACGAAGACCACAUCCCUGAGGAAACCAUAACCUUCCUAUACAAGCUGUCCCCUGGCGCGUGUCCAAAAUCCUACGGUUUCAACGCGGCUCGCCUCGCUGGAAUCCCUAAGGAGAUAACCAGAAGAGCGCACCAGGUAUCUAAAAACUUGGAGAAGGAAGCCACGUGCGUGAGAGCCUUUAGAGAUCUGAUCAAGAUGAGUGAUGUCAAAGAAAUGAGGCAGCUUUUGGCUUCUUUGAGCAUUUAAGAUGAUCUAUUAUCUGAAUUGAAGUAUUUUAUAGAAACCCAUUCACGGUACUUCUAAAUAUGUUACUAUAUUUCGUGAACUCGACACGACAAACGGCAUUCGUUUUUUUAUUGGUUAUUAUACUCGUAUUAUUUCAUGUUUUAGCGUAAGAAUGAUCUUGUUAACUUUUUAAGGGUAUUUUUUUGUGAACCAAAUUAUUUUGUGAACUACCUCUGUUGAUCCUCGUUAUUAUCGCCAUAUUAUUUUGUGAUAUGAAUGAAUGAAUAGGAUUCAUACUUGUUAUGUGAAUUUGAAAAGAUCUGUGAUUUGAAUGUAAUCAAUGUACAAUUCCCACCAAUAAACGUUUUAGUAAUUAA
Messenger RNA from Ostrinia nubilalis (European corn borer), 4122 nucleotides. RefSeq names its product probable DNA mismatch repair protein Msh6 (gene Msh6). Lineage: Eukaryota; Metazoa; Arthropoda; Insecta; Lepidoptera; Crambidae. The transcript has 21 exons. The record is from RefSeq and is a predicted model, not a curated record. Gene Ontology annotation, molecular function: ATP-dependent DNA damage sensor activity; ATP binding; mismatched DNA binding. Gene Ontology annotation, biological process: mismatch repair. Bases 71 to 3766 code for a protein of 1231 amino acids. Gene Ontology annotation, cellular component: nucleus; MutSalpha complex.